GUAGGUUUAAUGAGAAGGCGGUCAGUGCUUUUCAGCUAGGCGUAAUUUUCUCCGAACAUUUAUCAUUAGUUCUUGGUCGAUUUGAACAUUUAUUUCGCGUAUUUUGAUAAAAAUUCGACGCAGUAAUUGUUAAUCCUUUUCAUUUCUUGAGAUAACGAGUCCGAACCAAAAAUUAUAUCGUCUCCAACGUGAUUUAGUGAGGCAGUUGUAAAUCGUUAUCAACGACUUUUACUUUUUCUUUAUAUUUCAUAUUAUUAGCAUCUUUGGGUUGUAUUUAGGACACUUUAGUCUUUUUAGAUAAUUUGGACAAUUUCUUGUCAACUCCCGCGAUAUUGUACUCUUCGAAGUAUGGUAUUCACGCGCUAAUUUUCUUAUGGACACCAUGACUCUAUCUUUAACUGGUUGAAUAUGGUUGGAUUUGGCCUAUGAACAGAAAAAUCGUGAAAACAUCAACGAGUUAGGAAUUAAAAUGAGGAUUCACGCCAAAUAACGAUUGGAGAAUCGACGAGGAAGAUUAGAAGUUUUCACUAGGACGUUGCUAGAAGCAGAAGUGGAUGUUUAGUAGUCCAGAGACAGAGAUUGUGAACAUAUAAGUACGGGAAUGUAACAGGAAGUUGGUCAUAGAGAAACUAUUACUUUCUAAGUAAUAGUCUUCCAAAACAUUUGGUUCUAGUUCAUCCUUGUUCUAUGUCCAACAUGUUGCUCUAAAGUCUGGAAUCCUCUGUAUACGACCUAACCAAUCUAUUCUUUUGGAUCUUAUCAUUUUGAUUAUCCUAUUCUCUGCUCCCAAUUGUUUAUUUCUCUUCGUCAUCUUCGCUUCUAGAUUUUCUCCCUCGUCGCCGUCGUUCUUGUUAAAGAUCCCAAGAUAUACAUAACUUUGAACUUGUUUACUUCAUUCUGUUGUAUUAAAACUUCUCAUUGUUCUUUCCCUUUGUGGUGUUGUCAAUAUCAUUAACUUCGUUGACUCGUAGAUUAUUCACUGUCUCCGCAAUUUCUAUGAGAGCUCUGCAGGUUUCCUUAAGGAUCAGUACAUCAUCUACGUAUGCCAGUAUCCUUAUUUGUGAUGUCCUUGUUCUGUUUAAACCGAUUUUACGUAAUAUACAUUCUAAUAAUUUAUAUGGAUAACGGGUCUAAAUAAAUAAAGUGGCCGUGUUAAAUUUCAUCACACUUUCUUGAACUCACUGUAUAUAUUAGGUGUGGAAAUUUAUUAAAAACGUUUUAACUGGAGUUAAAUAAAAGUUAAAAACAUUUUCAUUUCAAUUUCAAUUAAUUAAAAUGAUAUUAUGAAGAGUUUUUAGAAGUUAAAUGUUGUUUGAAGUUUCCAUCAGAUUUUUUGCGUGAUUUUUAGUUGACCAACUUCAAUUUUACAAAUAAGUAGGACAUUUUUUUGAAUUUUCCAUUGGGGUUCAAAUAUAUAGGAUUCCAAAUUAAUAUACAGUAAAAUUUCAAACAAAAAUAGAAUUUUUCGUAAAAUGUAAAUCAGAAAAAAAAAGAGAAAAUGAUCCAGAACAAAAUUUAUUGGGAAAAAUGACUGUUUAAUAAAAAAAAAAACGUUUCUGUGUGUUUGAAGAUUCGAGUUUAAGAAUAAAAUCGAUUAUUCAAAAUUUUUUUUUCGAAAUAUUGUUAACUUUUCAUACAAAAACUAUGAAUUUUCAAAUUACAUUUAAACAGAAAUAAAAUAAGUUUUUCUACGAAGUUUACGAGGAAAACUUAAAUAAGUAUCACUAGAUAUUGCUAAAAUAUUUUACGAGACAAAUUUUUACCUAAUAAUACAAAUCAAAACCAAAAAAAAAAAGGCUUUUAACAAAAAGCAAAAGCUCAUUCACUCUCCAGAACAUGUCCGCAUUAAAGCCCUAUUUUAUAACAAUAUGGUACGAAUAUUCUUGGUGUUGACUGGCUAUUGAGGUAUAAACAAAUUUCCGUAUCAAAAUCGCUAGCACCUAUCCUGUUUAAGAGAGGCGGCGCUUCCAGUAACCGCCCCCUUCGAGCGUUUCUUUCCAGAGCGAAGCCAGUCGUUCGGCUACCAAACACGCUUUAACCGCCGACGUGAAAACAUAACGAAGAAAAGUGUCAGUAUCGGAUGUUGUUAAGUGUUGAUGACUGUUAUCAGUGAGUGAUAUGGAGGAUAAUCAACACUUGGCUGAGGAAUACGUACAGGAAUUCGUCCUGGAUCAUUUAGAAGAUAUAACAGUGAAAAGAGAAGAUAAAAGACAAAUUAUUGAGGAAAAUACCGGUUGGAUACCUCACGAUGAUACAUCGAGAACGUUAUGUAGAAGUCAAUGGGAAGAUAGAAGGAUACCAUCACCUUCUCAAGAUUCUAUUUAUAUUCAACAACCGGUUUUAGUUAAUAUGACUUUAAUGAACGAUCCCGGUACGCCUCCAGAUACUCCGCCUAAUCAUUCGCCUUUAGUUUGUAGACCACCAGGUAUUAUGGACGAAAUGAUGUGGUUUCCUACUAAUAUCCGAGCGGAACCUCAACCUUUAGACCUCCGACCUCUUCAUUGUAUGGGCGGCGAACCAGAUUGGGAACGAAGAGAAUACAUUCCAUCGGGUACGAUCACGGAAACACCGAAUCAUCAUUAUAGUUUACACCAUCAAAGACCACAAUCGGUUUGUUCGGGUGCUAGUGCUUUAUCUCCACGAAUGAAUACCCAUAACAGUGGUUACUCCACUUGUUCCGAAGAUAUCAGUUUGAACGAUGAACUAUUGAUGAAUCUGUCGGUAAGAGAAUUGAAUAAAAGAUUACACGGUUGUCCUAGGGAGGAGAUAGUGAGGCUGAAGCAAAAAAGACGAACGUUAAAAAAUCGGGGAUACGCACAAAAUUGUAGAUCGAAAAGGUUGCAGCAACGACAAGACCUCGAACAAACCAACAGAAGUCUGCAGCACGAAAUCCAUAGGCUGAAGAGCGAGUUGGCUAGAGUUUCCCAAGAAAGAGAUUUAUAUAAACAAAAACUACAACUCGGUAGACCGCCUCAUUUAAACGGCAGUCUCAAUUCGGAUGGACAGAGUUCCCCGGAGUUUUAUCUAUGACAUCAUUUUCCCGGUCGGAGACAUCAGUGAUUUUCGACCACUCGGUAUAUUAAAAAUGACAUUACCGGACGUAUUGUGAGUUGUACAAAGUUGGACUAAAAAGUUAUUUGCACAAUUUUUAAUUUGAAAGACUGUUCUCUACAGAGGUUAAUGCGUUAUUUUUUCGUCUCUGUUAUUCAAACACUUAAAGUGCAUGGCAUAUCUUUUUUUAUUAAUCGUUUUUUCAUUUUUAUAAUCUAUUUUUAUAUAAAAAAACAAUUGACGGUUGUAAUAUGGAUAAUAUAUAAAAUAUGUUACCUUAUUGUAAAUAAAUUUACUUAGUUACAUAAGUAAAUUCUGUUUUAGAUUCA
Messenger RNA from Diorhabda carinulata, 3380 nucleotides. RefSeq names its product transcription factor MafA-like. The record is from RefSeq and is a predicted model, not a curated record. Gene Ontology annotation, biological process: regulation of transcription by RNA polymerase II. Bases 2119 to 3030 code for a protein of 303 amino acids. The transcript has a single exon. Lineage: Eukaryota; Metazoa; Arthropoda; Insecta; Coleoptera; Chrysomelidae. Gene Ontology annotation, cellular component: nucleus. Gene Ontology annotation, molecular function: DNA-binding transcription factor activity, RNA polymerase II-specific; RNA polymerase II cis-regulatory region sequence-specific DNA binding.